UAAACAAUCCGGCGUGGUCCGUGUGCGCGCAGUGAAAGGUUACGCAGAGGUCCGAACUUCGGUGUAGAUGUUCUCUGCGUUUACCGUGCUGCCCGCAUAUAUACCUUCACAAGCAGCACUGGAGUGAACUUACUAGCAAAAUGGUGACUACAUGUUGCGUGGUGGGAUGUCGUAGUCGUGCAUAGCCUGGAAACGGCAUCCGUUUCUUUCGCUUCCCGAAGCAUAACCCUCAACGACGCCGAGAGUGGAUCCGCGCGGUGCGAAGACAAAACUGGGAACCGAACGACAACCACAGGGUUUGCAGCAAGCACUUCUUAGAGGGAGAGCCUCGCAAGUUUCACAGAACCCAUCCGGACUGGGCUCCUUGCUUGUUCACUUUCACCAGCGAGGAGCGAGAAGUCAAAAUGCGUCGACUAAACAGGUUUGAGAGGAGCAAGAAACGUCUUCUUCGCUUCAAAUCUUCUUCAACACCUUCAUGCACACCUCGUAGUCAAGGCUGUAGUGUACAAGGAAACAUUCCAGAUUCUGCAAUUCCUGGUAAGCCUGCUCCUGCGCUUGUUGCCAACAGCGAUGGAAGUCCUGGAAGCACCAACACCAAGAAUUUUCCGAAGUUCCUGCUAUGCAAUGGUGUCCGUGUUCCUAGUCUCGUGAAUCGGAAGCCUACGACGAACCAGGCCGUGAUUCUCGUCACCUCAAAAAUGCCAGCAGCACUCGUUGCACCCACGGCAUGCAUCGCACAGACCAUAACCGUGACGUCCAGAAGUGCUCCCAUCGUGCACCAUGUCGUGAGCAGCACCCAGAAGGCGCCUUCAGCAUUUCAUAACAUUACGCCAACACCAGAAGGCAGCGAGCAAAAAGAGGAAGCACCGGAUAUCUGUGUCACCAACGUCUGGAGCAUGGCCUCAGACUCGACCUCGCCUGCAGCUGAAGCCGAGGACGGGUUGGGAGCAAUUAGAGCAGGCGAAACAGAGGAGAAAACGUCGCCAAUGACAGAAGGGGAGGCAGGGUGCCGACCAGAGCUAGUAGAAUCAUGCCUGGAGGUGACCAUGACCGAAGACACUGUGGAGAUUGCUAACCCUAACGGGUAUGCACGGACCUGCCGAGUAGAAGGUGCCACAGUUCCUGGGGACUUGUCAGAAGAAAGGUCCCAGCCAGUCGCGGAGCAGCUCGAGACUGCAGACACGUCGGAUGAGAUGUCAUCACAGCUUCAGAUUGUGGAUGUCUGGAGCACUGCCUCUAACUCGACCAUGACUGCGAGUGAAGGGGAAGACAAGCCUGCUAGUCCCACAUUGGAUAUUGGUGAUGCCACAAGCCAGUGCUAACAGUGGAGGACAGCGGGUCCUGCACAUCCUGCCAACCGCUUCAUGAAGAGAACAAAUUACUCCAAGAAGUGGCCAUGCUCAGGGGAAAAUGCAGCGCGUCGCAGCCAACACAAGAGCAGCACUUGAUUGGCUGAUGGACAUUAAUCGUGCCAGGAGCACAGAUCUUUUUUUAUUGUACAUUAUGUAUAAUUUUCAGUAUUUUAAGCAGUGUUCAUCCUCAGGCAAGAAAAUGUAGGGCAUUGCAGCCAUUACAAGAGCAGCACUUUUAAUUGGCUGAUGUAGCUGAUCAACCUUAAUUGCACCAGGUGCACAGAUCUGUUUAUGUUGUACAUCAUGUAUAGUUUUCAGCAUUUUAAUAAAAGGUACUUUCU
Molecule: messenger RNA, 1693 nt
Organism: Rhipicephalus sanguineus (brown dog tick)
Lineage: Eukaryota; Metazoa; Arthropoda; Arachnida; Ixodida; Ixodidae
Exons: 10
Coding region: 405-1322 (305 amino acids)
Source: RefSeq, a predicted model, not a curated record